Molecule: messenger RNA, 663 nt
Organism: Saccharomyces mikatae IFO 1815
Lineage: Eukaryota; Fungi; Ascomycota; Saccharomycetes; Saccharomycetales; Saccharomycetaceae
Gene: GSP2
Product: Ran GTPase GSP2
Exons: 1
Coding region: 1-663 (220 amino acids)
Biological process (GO): protein import into nucleus; ribosomal subunit export from nucleus
Cellular component (GO): cytoplasm; nucleus
Molecular function (GO): GTPase activity; GTP binding
Source: RefSeq, a predicted model, not a curated record
AUGUCUGCACCUGUUCAAAACAAUGCUGAAGUUCCCACCUUCAAGUUAGUUCUAGUUGGUGAUGGUGGUACGGGUAAAACUACUUUUGUGAAGAGACACUUGACUGGUGAGUUUGAAAAAAAAUACAUCGCCACCAUUGGAGUUGAAGUCCACCCUCUAUCCUUUUACACCAACUUUGGUGAAAUUAAGUUUGACGUCUGGGAUACCGCUGGCCAAGAAAAAUUUGGUGGCCUAAGAGAUGGUUAUUACAUUAAUGCUCAAUGUGCGAUUAUUAUGUUCGAUGUCACCUCCAGAAUCACUUACAAAAAUGUUCCUAAUUGGCAUAGAGACUUGGUCCGUGUGUGUGAAAAUAUCCCGAUAGUGUUAUGUGGUAAUAAAGUCGACGUCAAAGAGAGAAAGGUUAAGGCCAAAACAAUCACCUUCCAUAGAAAGAAGAAUUUACAGUAUUACGAUAUCUCUGCCAAAUCCAACUAUAAUUUUGAAAAGCCAUUCUUGUGGUUGGCGAGAAAGCUUGCCGGUAACCCACAAUUGGAGUUUGUUGCCUCUCCUGCAUUGGCUCCACCGGAAGUUCAAGUGGACGAGCAAUUGAUGCACCAGUACCAGCAAGAAAUGGAUCAAGCCACUGCUUUGCCUUUACCUGAUGAAGAUGAUGCUGAUUUAUAA